UGUGUGAGUGUGUGUGUGUGUGUAGAUGGUCGUCGUUGUAUGCUGUGUUUCAAUGGUGUUUCAAUAGCAGACGACUCAAACCAACCAGGACACCGCCGACGUCCUUUUUCGCCCGUGUGUACGGUGGAUGGUGAUGAUCUUUAGCCCAAUGUCUUCCUCAGCCGCAGUAGUGUGGAGAGGGUGCCGUCAAGCAGUACAGUGUGUGUAACAGCAUCUUAAAGGCCCAAUUAAAAACAGACUCAAUGAGCUGGUGAAAGUGUGCGUCCGGAGCGACGUGAAGUGUGUCGGUGUGUGUGUGUAUGUGUGUGUGCAAGUAUUAGAGAGGCACCCGGCCACCUGAGCAGCAGAACACAGUGUGUCAGACAUUGGGUGCCUGGUAGUAUUUCGCCCCCUGCUUUCCAAGGAUACCGGCUGCGUGCAUGUGCAUUCGUGCCGGUGCAUCCUAGUGGUUGCACAUCCCUUACACCCACUCAACCCCUCCCCCCUCCGAAGCCGUCCGGUCACAGAAAUGUCGUGCUGUGAGGGCACUCGGUCGCUGCACAAGCGCUACAAAAUAUCACUAGCUGGCGGUGGGAAAGGUGGUGCCGGUACGGCGGCACCAUGCGCGACCGCAGACCCAUCACCACCAGCAUUAUCAACGGCAUCGUUAUUAGGCUCAUCCACCACAGCGCCCCAGAAUGAUAGUAGCCGCGUGUGCGGCAUGGCGAUCGCGGACCUUACCACGCGCCACAGUGAUAGUAGUAGCAGCGGCAGUACCCGCGACAGUGGUUUUAGUAUAAGCACUACCAAAAGUGACCCCCGGUUGAAUAGGAGUAGCGAUAGCAGCAGUAGUAUUAUCAGUCCCGCCCGCACACGCCGAAGGACGACAGCGGCGACGGCCGGCAGCCGGGUAGCGCCGGUACGAUGGACGUCCGGGCAUUAUUGCCGGACCGGGAUCGCGCGGCUGUUGGUAGUUUUUGUAAGUAGCAUCCUGCUGUUCGUGCACGGACCGAUCCGUGCUGGGGCGGUACUGCUCGACACGAACGGGGGCGCCGGUGGACCCGGCGACGGCAAGGCACCGGUGCAGGCGUUCGGCGACGAGCUGGGCGGCGUUAACCUGGAACGGAGCAUAGCGGCUGUGUUUAGCCGCGUUGCGUACGGUUCCACCACCACAACGAAGCGCAGCAUACCGGACAACGUGUACGUGCCGAGUUUGACGACCGUCUCCACACCGCUGCUAACCACGUUUAGGUACGAUAACAAGAAUAAGGACGCACUGGGUGGUUCGAGUCCCGCCGGUAGUCUGGGCGAUAAGGACUCGCACUACAACCAGCAGCAAAUCAGCGCUAACCAUCGGAACUACGAGCUGGAUCUUGAGCGGGACCAUGUACUGCCAACGUCGGCCCCGAACGCGGAGAUCCUCAAGAGCAACAGUAAUCCGACCUACCCGAACCCGAACCGGCACCACAACCACGACCGUCACCGGCACUCGAACUCUACGCCCUACCCGCACGGUCACAACGCGAAAAAGGGCUUUCCGACUAAUUCGAUGUUUUCCGGAGAUAUUCCAGCGUAUUCACCGCCGUCGCGUACGUUCUUUACGCCUCCACUGCCACGAAAUUACACGAAUCCGUUCGCCGACAAGCCAACGCUGCGCGGUACGAACAGUGACAGCACGAUCAUCAACACGGGCACCUACGCGAACAGACGGCCACUGCCACCGCCAAGCUUGAUGCCGGGUCACGAACGAAUCCCAAUGCGCCCACCGGAUCUGGUCCCGGGUGCACCCGGUACCGGUGGUCUCGGUGGGGGCGUAUCGCCCAACGGAGGAGGUAAUCCAAAGGUGGCAGGAAGUCCGGAUCUCAGUGGUGGCAUGAAUCCACCCGGCGCACCCGGGCCAUCUUCCUCCCAGUCGAUGGAGGCCCAGCGGAAGAAGGCACUCAACACACCGUCGGAAAAGUCCAACAAACUGGAUGCGGCCAAGGGUGGUUACGAUGGCAACAAUAAGCUGUUCCUGCUGGAUGAGAACGCCAACUCGAGUGCGAUACUGCCGAACGGUAUGCACUUCCCGUCGAUCUCACGCAUCCUCUCCGGCUCGAACGGCCGUCCGCAGAUGAUACCGGAUGUGCUGCUGCGCUCGGUAACUUCGGCACCACGCCCCAACCAACCGGCGUACGAUCUGGCCGGUGGCGCCGGUGGUACGACUUCCCUGAGCAAUGCCAAAAGUCCGGGAGGUGCGUUCGGAAAUAGACCGGUCGGGUUGGACGGUGACCGGGACCGCGAUGGGUUAAGCAAUGGUGGUGAGGGAGGUGCCGGCUCGGAUGGGGCCGGAGGUGACGGAGGUGACGGAAGGCGACACUUCGACGAUGAGGACGGUGAAAACGAUGAGGAUGAGGAAGAUGACGAAGAUGAUCCGUUUGAGGAGGGUGCCGCGCGCCAGCAACCGCCGGGCAGCACGUCCAAUGUGGCCACCUCCACCGUUUCGUCGAUGCACGUCCAAUCGUCUUCGUCGUCGCCGAUCACGCAGCGUAUGCCGAACCUGAACCUCAAAUCGGUCAUGAUCAAGAAUGCUACCGGCGAGGAGGCGGGCGGUGCGGGCGGAGCGUACGGGAACGAUCGCAACUUUCAGGGUGAUAUAGCGGACAUCAGCACGUGGACGAUAGCGUGGAACAUACACGUCUACCUGUCGGCGAUCCUGUUCACCAUACUGGCGGUGUACUCCAUCUUCAAGAUCAUCUUCUACGACAAGCUGACGCACCUGUUCUCGCAGGCGUACUUCAUCAGCAUCCAUCUGAUACUGAUCAUCAUCUGUCUGCUGCGCAUAUUCUACCUCUGCUACGACGCGUACAACAUGCACUUCAGCUUCAACCUGUUCGUGUCCGAGCUGCUGCUAAAUCUGCCGCUCACCUUCCUCACGACGACGUUCGCGAUCUUGAUAUUGUUUUUGCUGCUGCGCUCGAUCAACCACAAGACGAACCGGUACAGCUCCAUCCUGCGGCCGCUCACCAUCAUCAUCGGUUCGGUGGUGCACGUCACACUGUGCAUCACGCUGCACCUGGUGGAGUCGUACGAGACGAAGCAGUUCUAUCACAAACAGCACCAGCUGCAGCUCCAAAACAAACAGCUGCUGGGUGGAACGGUGGGCGGACGGGGUGGUCAUGCACCGCCCACCAACAUCCAGAUACCGCCGCGCGUUCUGUCGCUCAUCUGCCAGAUCAUCUACAUCUUCAUCUGUCUGAGCCUCGGCAUACUCUACCUGUACAUGUACCGGCUGCUGAAGCGCAUCCUGCACAAGAGCCAGAACUACAUCCACGGCUACAAUAAUCUUUCGUACGCGAUUCACAUCACGAUUGCCACUGCGCUGCUGUUCAUACUGCUUGCCGCCCUUCAGAUCUACGGUGCCAUCAGCAUUAGCUCGCAGACGCGCGUCAAACUGUCGCCGAGCAGUGGACUGCCGGGCGAUGGACCGGGUGGACGACCGGGCGGUGGUGGAACGCUGUGGGCGUCCCACAUCGAGAUCGAUUGGUUCCAGUGGGGCUAUCAGUUUAGCAUCAGGUUCAUCGAGAUCGUGAUCGUCGCACUGCUGUCCUGGGUGACCGGACUGAAGACGGGCACCUCAAAGGUGAUACAGCGCGAGAAGGAUAUGGAGCAACCGAACGCGAGCGGGUUUGCGCUGUUCCCCUGCACGUCCUCCUCCAGCCAGGAGAACUUCGAAACGGACUACCCGGCGGUGUGCAAUACGAACCGCAACCUGCACACGUACACGAUGCGCACGGGCAAACCGAUCUACGACGACAACUUUGCGCUGAAUUCGCUCAACCUGGAGCAAAGCAAUCAGCAGGAUCUGCAGCUCGGUCCGCCGGGCGUUGGCGGUGUGGGCAACGAGUUCCAGCGUUCGCUCGAAACGAACAGCAUGCGUUCGUCGUCGCACAAUUACAGCAACAACUACAACGGUAGCAACAGCAACAACGAACACGGCCAGGAUCCGGCGGAUGAUUUCCUCAACGAGACGGAACCGAUGCCGGACCAUUACGAGAAUCCGAACUUUGAGCUGAAGCAGCAUCAUCACCACCAUCAGCACAGUGGUAGUGGUGGUGCAUCGUCUAACCAAUACCACGACAUCAUGGACAAUUGCUACUCGGAACCGAUCGGUGCCCCGCAGUACGACACGAAGUCGCUGCGCGGUGCCCAGCCGGGUGGACACCCGAUGGCACCACCGCACCGGAACUACGACUUCCAGAACUUUGAGCGGCCGAACUUUGACCCGCAGCAUAUGCCGACGCUCCCGCAACCGUCCGCGCUCAGUGCGGCCCAGUCAAUGGCGCGCGGUGAGUUCCGGGCGUCGAAAAACCUGAAGACGCUCAAGAGUGGCCAGCUGCAGAACGAUCUCGGCGGUGGUGGAGCGAACACGAUGGGGCACCAUCACUACAACCACCACGGUAACAUGCCACCCGGACCGGGCGAUUCGUUUGACCGGCGGAUCGGUGUGCGAAAGAGUGGCACGUUGAACAAUAUCGGGGCGAUGCACUUUAACCAGCAGCACGGUAGCGGCCGCAACAACAACUCCAACUCGUCCGCGUCCUCUUCGUCGGCAUCCUCGAAUAAUCGGGCGGUACAGCAGCAGCAGCAGCGUCGUGGCCCAAUGUCCGGUGCGCAAACGCUCAGCUCUGCCCACCAUCAUCCGCAGCAGCAACCGCCGCAGCCACCGCCCCAACAUCACCAUCCCGCCGGCCACGGGUUUCCGCAUCCCGGCAGCUUCAACGAUCGGUUGCUGAACGGUGCCGGUGCGGAUUCGCUGGAACGGAUCGCCGCUCACGGGCAGGAGGGUGGUGGUGGCAACUACGAUGAUAACGGUGUCAACGGUUACUAUCACAGCAAGAAGCGGUCGCGCGAGUCGUCCAGCUCGAGCUACACGGGCGGUGGUGGUCCGGUACCGUACGCGACCAGCAACGAUCACCAUCCGGCACCACAUCCCGGCCAUCCGCACCAUCAUCCGCAUCCGACGACAGAUUCGUCUUCGUCGCCAACAGCCAGCAUCGGCAAUGGGAGUGGCAAUGGUACGCCAACCGGUGCGCCACCGAACGGCACGACGACCGGUGUGCUGCCGGGGAAGAUGGAACGGGCCCAGGACAAUGGCAGUAUGCUCGUAGCCGAACAGGGCUUUGUGCGAUUCCGUGCCCUAGAGGAACCGACGUUAGGUUCGCGGACGAACCUGCGCGAUAAGGGUGGCAAGAUGUUUAUCAACUCGUAAGGCGCCUCCCGCCAGCCGAUCGUCGUGAAAAGAUUUCCCAACGGCUUCGAGUGGGCCGUUGCGUGGAUGCGUUCGGUGCGUGUGUGUGUAAGUGCGCGUAUGUGAUGGUUUGGGACACGUGGGAGUACGAAGGACACGAUGGUUUAUCUCGAGCAUGUUAGGGGAUCCCAUUUUCCCGUGGGGAUCCGGUCAAAGCUCCUUCUUAAUUACUUACUUUUACUAGUGAAAUGACUUGUAAAAGAGACAUAAAAAAGGGCAAAUAAUUCCGUGCUGUGCAUGUAAAUAGUUUAGUCGACAAGUAAAAAAGAGCGAAGAAAACGUUAUAGACCGAGAAAGGACUGAUCUCUUGAUGUGGGAGAGAGAGAGAGGAUUGGCGCUUUCGGAUGAAAGUGUUGUUCUCUGUGUCUUCUGGACACAUUUUUAUUUUUAGUUAACAUCAUUUGGUGGCACUUCGUAUUUCCUUUUAAAGGAAGUGUGUCAAAGCGACUUUAGUAUCCUUGCGCAGACGUUCGUUCCGUUACGUCGCGUUACGGACGUGCUGGACACACAAAUCUGGCACAAUUGGCUUGGUGUUCAAUUAGACACUUCUGCCUCAUAGAAAGAUACAAGUGUGAGUGGAAAAAACGGACCGAUACGGAUUGUAACGUACUACGUACUACUAACCGCAACACCCAGCAACGUUACGUAGCGUUACCGUAACGAUGUUUGCCUACAUUAAGGCGCAAAUGUCACUGGGAAGAGAUUCCCUUGCAAGAGCAUUUUCAUUGGCUUAACAAAAGGAAACAUAAAAAGGACAACUAUUCUCUCUCCAAUACAACACACAAACAAGAGAAGAUUUUUUUAAAGAGAACAGUUAAAUGCAACACUAAGCUAACACGUAAACUAAUUGUGAUGAUUUAAUCCGUCUCGUGUACGAACUCGUAAAGCAUAUGCGUUAGGCUGUAAAUUCCCUUCCGUUUUUUUUCGUUUUUCUUCUCCCUAUUGCUCCACCAUUUGUUCAACAAACCAACCGGCAUGUGUAGUAGUAUGUGUUGUUAUACAGCAGAACAAGCAAACAAUAGAGAUAUAUAUAUAUAUAUAUACAUACAGAUAUAGUUUGUGUCACGCUUUCUUGCCAUAUGUAAAGGUGGAAAUGGAGAAGUGGAAAUAGAUUAGAGAAAAAUGGAUGUCCAAACGCGCGCAAAAACACAAACACCCUUCUUUACCUACUAAAGCCUCUCUGUCACCAUCACCGCCCACCACCACCACCACCAUCAACCACCACGUGACGUGUCUCUCUCCGUGCCGUACCACCCCUCCCGCAUGUCCGUAUGUGAUCGUGAUCGUGAAUGUUUUGCGGACAAAAUCAUGAAACGCUAGUCUGUUUUAUAUAAAUGUAAACUGUACAUGGACCUGUAUCUAUACUAUAUAUAUAAAUGUAUAUGUGAAUAUCGUUUUAUUUUUAAACUAUUAUUAUGAUUAUUAAUCUAAUUCCGGAUGCAUAAGGCGUAGUAGUUGGAUAAGCAGUCGUGGUUAUGUUUCUUUUUAUCUCCUUUCUCUCAUUCUUUAAUACGAAAGGGCAAGCACACACGCUAAGCUAAGUGAAUCGUGGCAUGUGACUUUUUUUUAAAUAUGUUUCGUUUAAUAUUUGCGUAUUAUCGCGAUUUACACUACCACGGAAAGGAUAAGGAGAAAAUGCCCGACAACAAACAAACACACCGCGCACAAGGAACACACAAGGUGUAAAAGAGAGAGCAUUUAGCAGCACAUUAGCAUUUGUUUCUGUUUUUUUUUAUUCAACAGCGACUUAUUGGUACACCUUUAAGGUCGGAUAAUUGCGUAAGGUUUUGUUUGUGAGAUUUUUAUCGAACUGUCCUUGUGUGCGUGUUAGCUGCGCAAAACAGUUGAACGUCCCCGGCGGUGCGUGUGAUAGUCCGAUGAUAGUACACACCGGUGUAGAGAUGUGUCAAAUCACGCCACUAAAAAAAGCUACUUAAUAAAGAAAAGAAAAAUUUCCCCCGGAAAACCCGUUUCUCGCUAAGCCAGAAAGCGGCAAGGAACGUACGGAACUCGAAACGUUUAGUUGGUUAACUUGAGCGCUUGAAGAGCACCCACUCACAGAGAGAGAGAAAGAGAAAGAGAGAGGUUGAUGGUGCGGUUCGAACUGAGAAUAAUGUAUGUAAAAAGUUUAUUGAUACUAGCAAAAACAAAACAGAAUGAACCGAUCGUUUCGGCCAACGAGCGAAAGCGGUUUAAUGGAAUCGUUUUUGGGAUUUGUGUUUCUUUCCCCGACAUUUUUGUCCCUUCUGUGCUUUUCUCCCACGUCAAAGCCUGUGCACGUUUGUAGACGUCAAGCUAGUUGAACCACAAGUGAUUGUAACGUUUAGAGUAAAACUGCAAACUGUAAAACUCAGUGCAUAACAACUACCAUCCCUCCCCGGGGGUUUGGUAGAGAUUAGGAAAGUAAGCAAAGAAACAAAUAACAAGAAAACAGGAAAAUGAAAGUAGAAUGCUGAAUAAAAGAACACAUACACAAUAGAAGAAAGAAGAAAGAAAAAAAAACAAAAAACAAAGCACUCAAACGAGGAACAAAACAAAAAACACACACAA
Anopheles moucheti is the source of this 7819-nucleotide messenger RNA. RefSeq lists its product as uncharacterized. Lineage: Eukaryota; Metazoa; Arthropoda; Insecta; Diptera; Culicidae. The record is from RefSeq and is a predicted model, not a curated record. The transcript is spliced from 4 exons. The coding region runs from base 509 to 5230 and encodes 1573 amino acids.